This is a messenger RNA of Micromonas commoda, 1073 nucleotides long. RefSeq lists its product with no specific name. The record is from RefSeq and is a predicted model, not a curated record. Lineage: Eukaryota; Viridiplantae; Chlorophyta; Mamiellophyceae; Mamiellales; Mamiellaceae. Bases 625 to 891 code for a protein of 88 amino acids. The transcript has a single exon.
CGCAUAUACGAAGGUAAAAGUUAUUCAAUAGACUAUUCUAUGAAGGGAAAACACUGUCGUCAGAACGUAUUGCUUCGUUACCAGUCAAGGUAUCAAGCAUUAUGCAUUGCGUCACCUCGCCCUACCAGAUGCAUUUUCUUGCCCCGCUUUUUUACCGUAAAGAUGUGCAGUACGUUUUUCAUUACAGCAGUAUGAUAGACUAUGAUUCUUCGAAGGUAUUCCAUAGACUGGUCACAAUAUAUACGAUCCGUUUUGAAAAUCAUAUCCGUGCUCAGUGAUGGCAACUAUAUCCAUAGCUACUACCUUCGUAGUAGCGAGUUUUUUGAGGCGAUUUUGACACCACAAAGCUUCAUCUUCGUACGACCUUCGCAUUCAAUAUUAGUCUAUUGUACGAAGGUAACACGAAACGUACCUUCGAAGGUACGAAGGUAGUAUGGAAUAAGCUUCAUUCGUUACCGUGCGUGCGUGUGUAACUUUAUUUACGAAGGUAUCAGGGAUGUCCACACAAAAGGGUUUUUCCGCGCCUGUUUGUAAAAACUUUCCCAUUCGACCGAGGGUGAACCAAAAAAAGGUAUAGCGCAAGUAUUUGGGUUGAACCAAGACGCCACCCAGGUGACUUUCCAGAUGACUGCUUCGUCCAUGCUCGAUGUGCGAUCCAUGGCACGCGGCUGCUUGCAGUUGCGGGUUCUCUCAAGCGUCCAUCGUUACGCACCUUGCGUUGCCUCUAUCCGAACACCGCAUAACAAUCUUCGACCGUGCAAACUUUCUCGAAGGUUCGGUUCACGGGUCGUGCAGUCAUCACUCCAAGAAGGUCGCUUGAACGUCCGGGACAUAGAUGAAGAGCAGCUAGCCAUUAGACUUCAAGGUUUGGAACAUCAUGCGGGUCGUUGACACCUUCUUGAAACGACAACGUUUGCAGGAGUUGGUCUCGAGCUUCAGGGUUGUGUCGAUAUAGGUAGCUACGCCGCGAUUUACAAAGCAAGGAGCGUGGGGCGCUCGUUGACCUUUGAAGAAGGCUCAGUCAGCAGCGAUUCAAAUGUCUCACUGCCCGGAGUUGCUGGCACUAUCUUCGC